Messenger RNA from Nannospalax galili (Upper Galilee mountains blind mole rat), 4516 nucleotides. It is a transcript of the gene Dhx29, whose product is annotated as DExH-box helicase 29. The record is from RefSeq and is a predicted model, not a curated record. NCBI's taxonomy places the organism in Eukaryota, Metazoa, Chordata, Mammalia, Rodentia, Spalacidae. Gene Ontology annotation, molecular function: RNA helicase activity; ATP binding; RNA binding. Bases 152 to 4279 code for a protein of 1375 amino acids. Gene Ontology annotation, cellular component: intracellular anatomical structure. Gene Ontology annotation, biological process: translational initiation. The transcript has 27 exons.
AGGCGGAGCCUGGUCAAUCCAGCCAAUUGAGCCGUAGCCCGGGCGCAGAAGCCCGGAUGGAGGAGGAUGGGAGCCGGGUUAACGUGAAGGUCUGCCCCGGCGUCUGCUGUGUUGGUUCAACGGUCUGAUCUGGAAAAUUUGCAGCCUCAACAUGGGCGGCAAAAACAAGAAGAACAAGGCCCCGGGAGCUGCGGCGGUUCGGGCCGCAGUGUCUGCUGCCAGAGCCAGAUCGGAGGCCGGAGCGGUUGGGGAAGCCCAGAGCAAGAAGCCUGUGUCGAGGCCGGUCCCUGCCGGCCCUCCCAGCGCCCGGGAGCCUAGAGUCAAGCAAGGUCCCAAAAUUUAUAGUUUCAAUUCUGCAAAUGACUCUGGAGGUUCUGCAAAUCUGGAUAAAUCUAUUUUGAAAGUGGUAAUUAAUAAUAAACUAGAACAAAGAAUUAUUGGAGUUAUCAAUGAGCAUAAAAAGCAAAAUAAUGACAAAGGAAUGAUUUCUGGAAGACUUACUGCCAAAAAAUUACAGGAUUUAUACAUGGCUUUACAAGCAUUUUCCUUUAAGACUAAGGACAUUGAAGAUGCCAUGACCAAUACACUCUUACAUGGAGGUGACCUUCAUUCUGCCUUGGAUUGGCUCUGUUUAAACCUUUCAGAUGAUGCACUUCCUGAAGGAUUCAGUCAGGAAUUUGAAGAGCAACAACCUAAAAGUAGGCCAAAAUUCCAGUCUCCUCAAAUACAAGCCACUAUUUCACUUCCAUUGCAAACUAAAACCAAAAAACAAGAAGAACCUCAGAUUAAGCCAAAAAAGGAAGAAAAAAAUAUGGAGGUAAAUAUGAAGGAGUGGAUUUUGAGGUAUGCUGAACAACAAAAUGAAGAGGAAAAGAGUUCUAAAAGUUUAGAAGAAGAAGAAGAAGAAGAAGAAGAAGAAGAAGAAGAAGAAGAACAGUUUGACCCUAAUCAAAGGUACUUGCAUCUCACAGCUAGACUUCUGGAUGCAAAGGAGCAAGCAGCUACCUUUAAACUAGAAAAAAACAAGCAAGGCCAAAAAGAGGCUCAAGAAAAAAUAAGAAAAUUUCAAAGAGAGAUGGAAACUUUAGAAGACCAUCCAGUAUUCAACCCAGCCAUAAAGAUUUCACAUCAACAAAAUGAAAGGAUAAAGCCUCCUCUAGCCACAGAAAAGGAAAGUGCUUUGGACUUUAAUUUAUUUGAAAAAUGUGCUGCUGCUAUUGAAGAAGAGAAAGGUAAAAAGAAAGAACCUCAUGACAUAAGAAAUUUUGACUACACUGCACGAAGCUGGACUGGAAAAUCUCCCAAACAAUUUCUAAUCGAUUGGGUGAGGAAGAAUCUUCCCAAGAGCCCAAAUCCUUCUUUUGAAAAAGUUCCAGUAGGUAGAUACUGGAAAUGUAGGGUGAGGGUAAUCAAGUCUGAAGAUGAUGUUCUGGUUGUGUGUCCUACAAUCUUAACAGAGGACGGAAUGCAGGCUCAGCACCUGGGAGCUACUUUAGCCCUGUAUCGUUUGGUAAAAGGGCAGUCUAUUCAUCAGUUACUCCCUCCUACUUACCGAGAUGUUUGGUUAGAGUGGAGUGAUGAGGAAAAGAAAAGGGAAGAAUUAAAUAAAAUGGAAACCAAUAAACCACGUGAUCUUUUUAUUACCAAACUUUUGAAUAAGUUGAAACAGCAACAGCAGCAGCAACAACAGCAGCAUUCUGAAGGUAAAAAAGAGAACUCUGAAGAUCCCGAGGAAUCCUGGGAAAACUUAGUUUCUGAUGAGGAUCUUGGUGCACUGUCCUUGGAAUCAACAAAUGCAGAAGAUUUGCAGCCUGUUAGGAACCUCUUUAGAAAGUUGCAAAGUACGCCUAAGUAUCAGAGACUUCUGAAGGAAAGACAACAGUUACCUGUGUUCAAACACCGGGAUUCAAUUGUGGAAACUCUUAAAAGGCAUCGGGUUGUGGUUGUGGCAGGUGAAACAGGAAGUGGCAAAAGCACUCAGGUGCCACAUUUCCUAUUGGAAGAUUUACUUCUAAAUGAGUGGGGAGCAAGCAAAUGUAACAUAGUCUGUACACAACCUCGAAGAAUCUCAGCAGUGAGUUUAGCCACCAGGGUGUGUGAUGAAUUGGGCUGUGAAAACGGACCUGGAGGACGGAAUUCUUUGUGUGGAUAUCAGAUCCGGAUGGAAUCUCGAGCUAGCGAAUCUACCAGGCUGCUAUAUUGUACAACAGGAGUUUUGCUAAGGAAACUUCAAGAAGAUGGUCUUCUGAGUAAUGUGUCUCAUGUUAUUGUAGAUGAGGUUCAUGAAAGAAGUGUCCAGUCAGAUUUCCUACUAAUUAUCUUGAAGGAAAUUUUGCAGAAACGUUCUGACCUACACUUGAUUCUGAUGAGUGCCACUGUGGACAGUGAAAAGUUUUCCACAUAUUUCACACAUUGUCCUAUUCUCAGAAUUUCAGGAAGAAGUUACCCUGUUGAGGUUUUCCAUCUUGAAGAUAUAAUAGAAGAAACCGGCUUUGUACUGGAGAAAGACUCAGAAUAUUGUCAGAAAUUUCUGGAGGAGGAAGAAGAAAUUACUAUUAAUGUUACAAGCAAAGCUGGGGGAGUAAGAAAAUGUCAGGAAUACAUCCUAAUUCAGACUGGAGCAAGUGCUGAAUUAAAUCCACUUUACCAAAAGUAUAGCAGCCGUACUCAGCAUGCUAUUCUCUACAUGAACCCUCAUAAAAUCAACCUGGAUCUCAUUUUGGGACUUCUUGUAUAUUUAGACAAAAGUCCCCAAUUCAGAAAUAUUGAAGGAGCAGUAUUGAUCUUUUUACCUGGCCUUGCUCAUAUUCAACAGUUGUAUGAUCUCCUAUCAAAUGACAGAAGAUUUUAUUCUGAACGAUAUAAAGUGAUAGCUCUGCAUUCUAUUCUUUCAACUCAAGAUCAAGCAGCAGCGUUUACACUUCCUCCUCCAGGAAUCAGGAAGAUUGUUUUAGCAACAAAUAUUGCAGAGACGGGUAUCACUAUUCCUGAUGUUGUAUUUGUCAUUGAUACUGGAAGGACAAAAGAAAAUAAGUACCAUGAAAGCAGUCAGAUGAGUUCUUUGGUGGAGACUUUUGUCAGUAAAGCUAGCGCUCUGCAGCGCCAGGGCAGAGCCGGGAGGGUCAGAGAUGGCUUCUGCUUUCGGAUAUACACGAGAGAAAGAUUUGAAGGCUUUAUGGACUAUUCUGUCCCUGAAAUCUUGCGUGUACCUCUGGAGGAACUAUGUCUUCAUAUUAUGAAAUGUGAUCUUGGUUCUCCUGAAGACUUCCUCUCUAGAGCCUUAGAUCCUCCCCAGCUUCAAGUAAUCAGCAAUGCAAUGAAUUUAUUGCGAAAGAUUGGCGCUUGUGAGCCAAAUGAGCCCAGGCUGACUCCACUGGGCCAGCACCUUGCAGCUUUACCUGUGAAUGUCAAAAUUGGCAAGAUGCUAAUUUUUGGUGCCAUAUUUAGCUGUCUUGACCCAGUGGCAACACUAGCAGCAGUUAUGACAGAGAAGUCUCCAUUUACCACACCAAUUGGUCGGAAAGAGGAAGCAGAUCUUGCAAAAUCAGCUUUGGCUGUGGCCGAUUCAGACCACCUUACGAUCUACAAUGCAUAUCUAGGAUGGAAGAAAGCACGGCAAGAAGGGGGCUACCGUUCUGAAAUCACAUAUUGUCGGAGGAAUUUUCUGAAUAGAACGUCACUGUUAACCCUAGAGGAUGUGAAGCAGGAAUUAAUAAAGUUGGUUAAGGCAGCAGGAUUUUCAUCAUCUGCAACUUCUACCAACUGGGAAGGAAACGAAGCCUCACAUGCCCUCUCCUUUCAAGACAUUGCCCUUCUUAAAGCUGUAUUGGCUGCUGGACUGUAUGACAGUGUGGGGAAGAUAAUCUAUACAAAGUCAGUGGAUGUCACAGAAAAAUUGGCUUGCAUUGUCGAGACAGCCCAAGGCAAAGCACAAGUACAUCCGUCCUCAGUAAAUCGAGAUUUACAAACUUAUGGAUGGCUUUUAUACCAGGAGAAGGUAAGGUAUGCCCGAGUAUAUUUGAGGGAAACUACCCUAAUAACUCCUUUUCCAGUUUUGCUGUUUGGUGGUGACAUAGAAGUUCAACACCGGGAACGUCUUCUUUCUGUUGAUGGCUGGAUCUAUUUUCAGGCUCCGGUAAAGAUAGCUGUCAUUUUCAAGCAACUAAGAGUUCUCAUUGAUUCUAUUUUAAGAAAAAAGCUUGAAAAUCCAAAGGUGUCCCUUGAAAAUGACAAGAUUCUACAGAUCAUCAUAGAAUUGAUAAAAACAGAGAAUAACUAAUACUGAAAUUCAUGGUUAACUGCCUUUAAGAUGAAGAUACAGUCUUAAAAUUUUGUGAAGAUCGCACAUCCCAUUAAGUAUUUCAUUACCUAAAAUACUUGUCCUUGCCAUUAACCCAAAGAUGGCGGGAAGAAAAAGCACAUACUUUCAACACAUACUUUUCUAGUUCCUUUUUAAUGAUGAUUAUUCAGAGUGUAUUUGCCAUGACAUUUACAAUAAAUUCUUUGGUAUCAUUCA